GUUCUUUCUGCUUUCGACUUUACUUCUUUUGGUAACACUGCACUGCUUCGACAUGCGUACUUAUCUGAGGUGCAUUCCCCUGCUCGCCGUUCUUGUCUCUGCUGUGCCAGUUGCAGAGAAUGAGAAGAGGCAGAAUGCUGAAUUCGACUAUGUGAUCAUCGGUGGAGGUACAGCUGGUCUCACACUUGCCAAUCGACUGUCUGAAGACACCAACGUCCAAGUCGCUGUGAUUGAGGCAGGAACGUUCUAUCAAGUUGCGAAUCCGGUUCUAUCUUCUACGCCGGCUGGAGAUGUCUUCUGGUCGGGCUCUAGCCCAGCGGACCAAAACCUUCUUGUGGACUGGAAUUUCAUCACAGCUCCUCAAGCAGGCGCCAACAACAGACGAAUCAAGUAUGCCCGUGGCAAGUGCUUGGGUGGAAGCUCUUCUCGCAACUACAUGAUCUACCAACGCGGUGACCGAGGUUCUUACCAACGCUGGGCAGAUCAGGUCGGUGACAGCUCAUAUACCUUUGACAGCCUCCUGCCCUACUUCAAGAAAUCAGUCAAGUUCACCCCUCCCAACACUCGCAUGCGCGCGGCCAACGCUUCAGCCGAAUUUGUGGCAAGCGCCUUCGAUGCGAGCGGUGGACCCCUCGAUGUCUCGUACGCCAACUAUGCUGGACCUUUCUCAAGCUACAUGGAGGGAGGGAUGAAUGGUAUUGGUAUCCCAACGAGAGACGAUUUCAAUUCCGGAGACCUCCUCGGUUCCCAAUACUGCAGCUCCACAAUCACACCCAGCAAUCAGAAACGGGCCUCGAGCCAGACGACCUUCCUCGAAGCGGCAAAAAGUCGUCCUAACCUCAAGGUGUACUCCCUUACCCAAGCCAAAAAGAUCAUCUUUGACAGCAACAAACGUGCCACGGGUGUCCAGAUUCCAGGUUUCUUCGGCGCAAGUUCAGUCUUGAGUGCGAGGAAGGAGGUCAUCCUUUCGGCUGGAACCUUUCAGUCCCCCCAGCUCCUCAUGGUGUCGGGGAUCGGUCCUGCCGACCAACUCAACAAAUACAGUAUUCCUAUUGUUGCCGAGCGCCGCGGUGUAGGAAAGAAUAUGCAGGACCACGUCUUCUUUGGCCCCACCUACCGCUACAAGGUCGAGACUUUGACUAAGCUAGCGAACAACCUCCUCUAUGUUGGCGCUCAAUUCGCCUUCGACUACAGCAUCUUCAAGCGCGGCCCUCUCACGAACCCCGUCUGUGACUACCUGGCCUGGGAGAAGGCACCUCGCAAUCUGAUCACACCUGCGGCUGCCUCCGCGCUCAAUCAGUUCCCUGCAUCGUGGCCCGAAAUUGAGUACCUCUCCGCACCCGGAUACAUUGGCGACUUUUCCAACCUUCUCACCACCCAGCCCAAGGACGGCUUCCAGUAUGCCUCAAUCCUGGGUGCCAUCGUUGCCCCUCUGUCUCGUGGUUCCGUCACGCUCAACAGCGCCAGUGUUGAUCGGCUACCCACUAUCGACCCUGGAUGGUUGACUGAUCCCACCGAUCAGUCUGUUGCAAUUGCAAUCUACAAGCGUAUUCGCCAGGCCUUUGCAACAGAUGCCAUGAAGCGGGGCCUUGCUGACACAGUCGAGUAUUUCCCAGGUCCAACAGUGCAGACGGAUGCGCAGAUCCUGAACACGGUGCGCAAUACUCUCAUGACGGUCUGGCAUGCAAGCUGCACCUGCAAGAUGGGUAAGGCUGACGACCCGGAUGCGGUUGUGGAUAGCAAAGCCAAGGUCAUUGGUGUCACCGGCCUUAGGGUUGUGGACGCAAGUGCUUUUGCGUUGUUGCCGCCUGGUCAUCCCCAGUCGACUGUGUAUGCACUUGCUGAGAAGAUCGCGGAUGAUAUCAAGAACGGACGAUAAGACUCUUCUUCAACCAACACGAAUGUGCUUCGUCGGCCUGGAGUGUGAUUGCUGAGUCCCCACAUUAUUUCUCUGUACAUAGUUAACAUCUUUCACAAUCAAGUCGUAACCCUAACCGAG
This is a messenger RNA of Didymella exigua CBS 183.55, 1999 nucleotides long. RefSeq names its product GMC oxidoreductase. NCBI's taxonomy places the organism in Eukaryota, Fungi, Ascomycota, Dothideomycetes, Pleosporales, Didymellaceae. Bases 53 to 1879 code for a protein of 608 amino acids. The record is from RefSeq and is a predicted model, not a curated record. The transcript has 3 exons. Gene Ontology annotation, molecular function: flavin adenine dinucleotide binding; oxidoreductase activity, acting on CH-OH group of donors. Gene Ontology annotation, biological process: secondary metabolite biosynthetic process.